UGCGAAAAUGUUCUUGUUAUAUUACAAUAAAAUAAAUAAAUGAAUAUGAUCACAUAACCAAAUCUACAGAAAUGAGCUGUGUAAUUGUUCCCAACCAAAGUUUCAAUGCAGAAAAUGCUUGCAAUGAAUUGCGUAAAGCAAUGAAAGGAUUAGGAACAAACGAAGAAGCCAUUAUAAAGGUUCUUGUGAGUCAUAACAAUGAGCAGAGGCAACAACUGAAAAGCAAGUUCACAGCUAUGUUCGGAAGGGAUUUGAUGGCUGACUUGAAGUCGGAACUGGGCGGUCAUUUGGAAGAUGCCGUCAUAGCACUUAUGGACCCCUUCCCUUUGUACCUUGCCAAGGAGCUGAGAGCUGCAAUGAAAGGGGCAGGCACUGACGAGGAGGCCCUCAUUGAAAUUUUGUGCCCCAGACCCAAUCACGAGAUCAAGGCUAUCAAGGCACAUUAUGAAUCACAUUUUCAGAGGAGUUUGGAGAAAGACAUCAAAAGCGAGACGAGCGGGCACUUUGAAUGCUUGUUGGUGUCCCAAGUUUGCGCCGGUCGUGAUGAGAACCCCAACGUGGACCACCACAAGGCAGAAGUUGACGCAAAAGCUCUCGUUGACGCAGGCAUAAAACAAGUGGGUACGGAUGAGUCUGUUUUCAAUUCCAUCCUCUGCACAAGAAGCUUUCCACAACUGCGGGCCACCUUUGAGAAAUAUCGUGCCCUGUGUGGGAAGGGCAUUAUCGACUCGAUCAAAAGUGAAAUGACUGGAACACUUGAAACUGGAUUCUGUGCACUAGUAACUUACAUAUGGGACUCCAACUUGUACUUUGCUGAGAGAUUGUUCAAAAGCAUGGCGGGAGCUGGCACGGACGACAACUCCCUCAUACGCGUCAUAGUGACGAGAUCUGAAUUCGAUCUGAAGCACGUGGCAAGAACCUACAAAGAGCACUACGGGAAGCCUCUAGCCGAAGCAAUCAGCGGCGACUGCGGUGGGGAUUACAAAAGAUUGCUGUUGGCCAUACUUGGCAAUAAUUAAAUAGAGCUUUAAAUACUUCAAAAUUAUUCAAUAUUCAACUUGUUAAUUUGACACUUAUAGAUCUGAUGAUUAUUACUUUCCGCUUUUUGUGGCUAUAUAUAUGUAUCUCUCAAUAGUAACUUCCGUCGUCAUACGAAGUUAUAGCUUGUUCAGCUUUUUGAAUUAGAUUUUGGUUACGUUGUUCAUUUUUUUCGGCUUUUUAUGUUUUUAUCUAUUUUUUGUUUAAAAUUUUUUUGUUCAAUGUAAUAGAAGUUUAGUGAUCAGGCAAAAAUUAUAUGAAAUUUUUAACGAUUCCAUGCAUCUUAUGAAAAAUUUGAAAAUGUUAAUUUGAAGGAUUUCGCCAAAUACAGUGGUGUGCCUAGUGAUACAAACAUGAAGAUGUUAUGAAUAUUUAAAAGAAGAUAAAAUAUCAAAGUAGAUUAAACAGAUGUAAACAUGAUGCACUAAAAAUAUAUAUAAUAUUUAUAUAGCGCUUAUUAAAAGUUUUUCUUAAAAAUGCUCUCAUCGAAAUUGAAUGUACAGUCGGACCUCCGUACGUCGAACUAGAUGGUUCCACGAAAUAUAUUCGCUAUAUAAAAAUUUUGUUUUCUAGAAUUUGUUUGGGAAAAAAAUCUAUAUUGCUUAAAAAGUGUAUGCUAUAAAAUUGCUAUAUAUUUAUGAAAAACAUCUUAGUCAUUUAUUUUUGUAACAAAAGUGAUAAUGCAUAGUCUAAUAUCAAAAAUAUAAACAGCAACAUUAUAUGUAUGUACUUACAUUAUAUGUAUAUAACAAGAAGCAAUUUUUUAAUAUAGUAAAACAGUAUUGCAAAUAUAAAACUUUAAU
This is a messenger RNA of Helobdella robusta, 1841 nucleotides long. RefSeq lists its product as hypothetical. Gene Ontology annotation, molecular function: calcium-dependent phospholipid binding; calcium ion binding. Gene Ontology annotation, cellular component: cytoplasm. Lineage: Eukaryota; Metazoa; Annelida; Clitellata; Rhynchobdellida; Glossiphoniidae. The transcript has 9 exons. The record is from RefSeq and is a predicted model, not a curated record. The coding region runs from base 72 to 1019 and encodes 315 amino acids.